This is a messenger RNA of Raphanus sativus (radish), 1302 nucleotides long. RefSeq names its product WAT1-related protein At5g40230-like. Gene Ontology annotation, cellular component: plasma membrane. The coding region runs from base 25 to 1101 and encodes 358 amino acids. The record is from RefSeq and is a predicted model, not a curated record. Gene Ontology annotation, molecular function: transmembrane transporter activity. Lineage: Eukaryota; Viridiplantae; Streptophyta; Magnoliopsida; Brassicales; Brassicaceae. The transcript has 6 exons.
UUUUUUUUCCUGUCAAUCAAUUCUAUGGAAAUCAAAUCUACCAUGAGAGAGACAGUGGCUUGGAGGUACAUUAACAGAGAUGUUGUGCCAUUUGCUGCCAUGAUAGCAGUGGAGUGCGUCACCGUUGGAUCGACCACACUGUACAAAGCUGCGGCUUCGAGAGGAUUGAGUUUCUAUGUCUUCGUGUUCUACUCUUACGUUGUUUCGACGCUUGUCCUUCUUCCUCUUUCCCUCAUCUUCGGAAGGUCAACAAGGUUACCUUCAGCCAAAUCUCCCGUCUUCUUUAAGAUUUUCUUGCUUGCGGUUCUCGGUUUCAUGUCGAUGAUAGCUGGCUGUAAAGGAGUAGAGUAUAGUUCUCCUACUCUUGCCUCUGCUAUCAGCACCCUCACGCCAGCCUUUACAUUCACCCUCGCCAUUGUUUUCAGGAUGGAACGAGUAAGGUUAACGAGCUCUGCGAGUCAGGCUAAAAUCAUUGGCACGGUGGUCUCUAUGUCUGGUGCACUGGUUGUUGUUCUUUAUAAAGGACCUAAACUUCUAGCUCCCUCGCAUUACCACAAUUUGACUUUAUCUCAGUCAAGCUGGAUACUUGGAGGCAUAUUACUCGCUGCACAGUAUUUGCUUAUUUCAGUUUGGUUGAUUAUUCAGACUAGGAUCAUGGAGGUGUACUCUCAAGAGAUAACAGUAGUCUUCCUGUACAGCUUAUGCGGAACAUUAAUCUCAGCACCUGUGUGCAUGUUUGCUGAAAAGGACUUGACUUCCUUUCUGCUUAAACCUGAUGUCUCCCUUGUUUCAAUUAUGUACACGGGUGCCUUGGUUUCAUCAUUGGGCACAGUUAUACACACGUGGGGUCUGCAUUUGAAGGGUCCAGUCUACAUAUCCUUGUUCAAGCCCUUGUCUAUUGUCAUUGCGGUUGGAAUGUCUGCUAUAUUCCUUGGUGAUUCACUUCACCUUGGAAGUGUCAUCGGAUCAGUGGUUUUGAGCUUGGGAUUCUACACGGUGGUUUGGGGCAAAGCAAGAGAGGAUGCAUCCAAACCUGUGACUGGUUCUGAAAUUAAUUCACCUUUGCUUCUUGCACACACCGUAGAAUAUGAAGAAGCCUAAUUAUCAUUAAGGAUGUGACUGAUGCAAAUGGAAUCCUUUUAUGUAAAGAUGUGACUUUAGCAAAAAUGGCCUUCAAUGCAAUCAUAUACUGUGAUUUUAACCUGCUUCAGAGUUCAGAUAAUGACCUUGUCUUAGCUCAGAUGUUAUUAACUGUGGUUUUUUAACUCAACAUGAGCAAGAAAAGUAAAUGGUGAAUGAUAA